UGGAUGCACAAACCUCUUUUGGAAGGAAGGCUUAGUAUGAAUUGUGAACCUUUGGGAUCAUGCGUGAAGCUGUGUGGCACUACUAAACUUCCAGGCCACCUGUGUACUUCAGCCUUAUUAAGUAAAAUGGUGCUACUUGUAUUGGAAAAUGGUUUAGUCCAUGGAAAUGAUGAUGCUGAAAGAAAGAAAAUUGACAAUAUAAUUGCAGAACUGUUGUACUCAUUACAAUGGAUUGAAGAAUUGGAGAAUCCUCCUUACCUGCUUCUGGAAUAUCUUCAUAUGUUAGAAGAAAUGCACAUCACAUAUGAGAAGUUCAGUACACUUGGUAAUACAGCUAGCCUUCAGCAAACAAUAUUUGACAGAUCAGAGGAACAUGGAAGACUCUGGUCCUUAACCAUGGCUAAAGUGAUUCGUGCGGAAAACACUGUAUCCUGGGAGAGGAAGCAACUUUUCAAGACAGCAGAAGGGUUUCUGCCAUUAACAGAGGGCAGGUUGCAUACGCUUCAGUGUCUAGCUCCUUUUUUAAUUGAGGAAGAAAAGAAAGAACUUGUCUUCCUCUGUGUGGCCAAACUUAUGACAUGCACACAGACAGAGCUUUCCAGCACUGAUGGAGCAUUUGGGUGUCUUUCCAUUUUGAACUCCUGCUUGAAGGAUAAAAGUAUUGAUUGUGAUCAUCUGCUACCUGGAAUACUAAAAAUCAUAAUAUCUUGGAAAAACGAUAAUGAAGACAGCUUUCUCUUUAGCUGCGAUCUGAAAGAAAGAAGUGCUCAGUUGCUUGGUUUCAACAUAGAGAUGAUGCGUUACCUUCCCUUGUCACUGAAGUAUUCCACAGCUCCCUUGGCCGAUAAGGAAUGGGACUUUAUCAUGUGCUCCAUGCUGGCUUGGUUAGAGACAACGAGUGAAAACCGUUCGCUUUAUCAUGUCCCACUUGUGCAGAUUUUUGCUUGUGUCAGUUGUGACUUGGCAUCUGCCCUUAGCGCUUACUUUGAAGCUGCGGCUCCUGAAACUACUGAAAACCUUCCUGUGAACUUGAUCAGUGAAUGGAAAGAAUUCUUUUCUGAGGGAAUUCACGAUUUGCUGUUACCUUUGUUGGUGAAAGUCACAGGAGAAACCAAAAACGCAUCUGAAGGCUCUUUUCAGAACUCUGUAUUAACAUCUUUGGGUGAAGCUCUAACUUACAUCUCGAAGGACCAGUUGUUAAACCAUAAAUUGCCAGCAAAGUUUGUUGCAGGCCAGAAAACAAAUCUUCCAGAUAAACUCCAGACUCUACUAAAUACGUUAUCUCCAUUGUUGCUUUUCCGGGCUAGACCUGUGCAAAUUUCUGUCUACCAUAUGUUGUACAAAUUAAUGCCUGAAUUGCCUAAAUUUGAUGAUGAAGAUCUCAAAUCUUAUGGUGACGAAGAGGAGGAAUCAGCGUUGUCACCUCCAGCAGCUCUUAUGUCUGUCCUGGCCACUCAAGAACUCCUGCUAGAAAACAUCCUGGAAUGCAUUCCAGUUGGGGAAUUUGCAGUUAUUCAGCCCCUGAGUGACGAGUUCUGCCUUGUUCUAGGAUAUCUGCUCACUUGGAAGUUAACAUUAGCUUUCUUCAAAGCAGCUUCUUCUCAGCUGCGAGUUCUCUACUCACAAUACCUUAGAAGAACUAAAAGUUUAAAUAAACUGCUUUAUCACUUGUUCAGGCUUAUGCCUGAAAACCCUGUCUUUUCUGGGCCAACUUCAGAAGUUCCAAGUAAGGACACAAAAACCUUCUUUACUGAAGAGCUUCAUUUAGAUGUCAAAGGGACGGGCGUCCUCUCAGCCCAGAUUCCGCACUUGGCCUGCUCUGUCUACCGAAUCACGCUGCAAGACUUGCCAGCCAUGGUCAGGCUGUGGUGGAACAGCUGUGAGAAACGCGUCUUCAGUGUUGUAGAUAAAUUUACAAGCAAGUAUGUCAGCAGCGUGCUUUCUUCACAGGAAAUAUCUUCUGUUCAGACUAGCACACAGUUAUUUAAUGGCAUGACGGUAAAAGCUCGGUCUGCAGCACGGGAGGUCAUUGCUACCUAUUCAGUUGAUGAUAUAUUUAUUGAGCUAAUAAUACAGCUUCCAUCAAAUUACCCACUGGGAUCCAUAGCAGUUGAGAGCGGAAAGAGAGUUGGUGUGGCUGUACAGCAGUGGCGCAACUGGAUGCUACAGUUAAGCACGUAUCUUACACAUCAGAAUGGAAGUAUUAUGGAAGGCUUAUCUUUGUGGAAAAAUAACGUGGAUAAACGUUUUGAGGGCGUAGAAGAUUGCAUGAUCUGUUUUUCAGUCAUUCAUGGUUCCAACUACUCUCUUCCCAAAAAAGCUUGCAGAACAUGCAAGAAAAAGUUUCAUUCAGCUUGCUUGUACAAAUGGUUCACAUCCAGCAACAAAUCCACCUGUCCACUCUGUCGAGAGACAUUUUUCUGAAAUAAAACGGUUUGUCUUCUUUCUGGGAGCUAAGUAAUAAGUGAAGAGGAGGCAAUAAACUGUAUGUUGAAAGAAGCUAACUAGUUGGAAAGAAUGUCAGUUACUUUAAGUUCUUGACUAGUGGGAUAUGACACAUGUUUACCUCUGGACUGUUUUUUGUAAGUUUGAAGAUACUUCUUUGAUAUAAAGAAAUAUAUAAGAAUAAUUUAUUUUAAUUUGUAUAUUUUUAAGAUACUGAGAUGUAUUAAAAAUUCAGAAAUAAUGCAGAUUUAUGUCUGAAAAGUGGUGUUUAAGCCACAGCAUAGCUGAUUAAAACCUCUUACUUUAGGUAUAUCCUAACAUAGUGUUAUGCACUUAACCCAAAUCAGGCCUUUUAAUAUAACAGGUGAAU
Messenger RNA from Cariama cristata (Red-legged seriema), 2815 nucleotides. RefSeq names its product E3 ubiquitin-protein ligase listerin. The record is from RefSeq and is a predicted model, not a curated record. The annotation marks the transcript as partial. Gene Ontology annotation, biological process: ribosome-associated ubiquitin-dependent protein catabolic process; rescue of stalled cytosolic ribosome. Gene Ontology annotation, molecular function: ribosomal large subunit binding; zinc ion binding; ubiquitin protein ligase activity. The transcript has 15 exons. Lineage: Eukaryota; Metazoa; Chordata; Aves; Cariamiformes; Cariamidae. Gene Ontology annotation, cellular component: cytosol; RQC complex.